AGGAUGAAUCUCUCAUAUCGAAUAUUUAAGGCAGUUAUGUCGGAGGAGAAUGAGUUCCUGGAAGCCUAUGCCGGCAUCAACGCAGCCUACAAGGCAGCCAUGGCCCAGGUCGAGAUAGCCGUCAGUCACGAGGAGCAGGAGUCCCAAGGAGAGGCACUUGAGGCCUAUGAGUUGGCCCUUAAAAUGAUCGAAGACGUUUUUGGAAUUCCAGUUGGUCUUCCCGAUGACAUUGAUGCUGUGCAGACCGAAUGGAACGAUGCCUGCGCACUUAUCCAAAAACUCAAGAGCGCCAAAACGGAAAUUAGCUACCGCCUAAAGGUGUUGCGAUCCAAAAACCAGUCCGUUGAUCACUCAGCUGUGGAGGCUUUGGAAGACCGGACAGAAGUGGAUGGAAAGAGGCCCUUGCUGGCAGAAAACCCAUGCACUCAUUAUGAUAUAGCAAAUGCUAGUGGUUCACCAAAGACUUAUAGGGAGCUCGCUGCAGGACUAAGGGAUCUGUUGGCCGUUCGGGAUUCGCACGCCUUGCUGGAUGAGCUAUUUCGUGCCCAGGCUAAACUCUACCGGAUUGAGGCCAGUGGAACUGUGACCUCUAUAAGUGGAUCGUCGACUAUGUCGCUAGUUAUGUGCACCGUGGGAGGCAAAUGGAAGUACCUCAGUGGCAUCUACUUCAUCCAAUGCACCAUACCCGACCAAGAGACGGGAAUGAUUUGGCUCUACCCCCUGGUUCCCUCGGUCUCCAACUGUUAUCAGACAGAGUAUGGAGCCUUUAUCUUCCCCGAUAUGGAGUGCCAGCAGCCAGGAAAUGCGUUCGGCCUGAUGCUUACGAGGGAGGGUCAACCUUCACUUAGCACCGAGGAGGAACUACAGGACCUGCAGCAGUUUUUCCUUGACCUAUUGGAGGCUGUACUCGCUGGUUCGGUAGAGCAACUAAAAUCUCCGACCUCCCAACGUGCUAGCAUUGCUUCUGGUUCCGUCUCCGGAUCGGAGCAGGUGUCCAGACACAUUGUGAGUGCGGCUGAUUUCAUUGCCCGUAACCUGGUGAAGGGCGCCGAGAAAACUGGAGGCUUUAUGCUUAGGAGUACCCCGUAUCUCAUUUCCAAGAUGUCGCCUGCCUCAGCCGAUGCACCUACCCAGGUGCCCAGCUCUGUCCAGACUUCAGUUGAAGUGGCCCAGAAAGUGACGCAUGCAGCGGCGGGAAUGACUGGUUGGAUAGCUGGAAAGGUGGGCACUGCUUCAGUGGCAGUGGGUCGCUGCCUAGCUCCCCACAUCCAGGAGCAGGGGUCCAAGCUUCUUCAGAAGGGAUUCGGCUACGACAGCAGCGAGGCGAAUAGCACCAUGGAGGGGGCUUUGACCAUCGCAGCGGGAGCAGUUGAGGGUGUCAGCACCGUAUUCGAUGGACUCGAGACGUCUGCCAAGAUUCUGGGCACCAGCCUUAGCCAUAACUCCGUCAAGAUAAUUGAACACAAAUAUGGUCAACCGGCGGGAAAUUUGGCAAGUGGUACUUUUGACACAGUCGGCAAUGUUUUUGUGGUCAGCCAAAACGUGAACUACAUUACUCCGAAAGGAAUCGCAAAGAAAAUGGUCAAGCGAACAGGAGAAGCUGUGGUAAGCGAUUACAAGCGAGACUUACGCAAAUCGGAAUCUCAUUACAUAAACGCCGGAGCUCUCUACCCAGACCUUCGUGCUUUAAAAGAAUAAAACCCCAUGGAUAUUAUUUAUAUAUUGUUAUCAGUCAUAUGCCACUUAUAGCUUUUAUAUGAAAGUUAAAUAAAAUUUAAAAAAAAAUCACAUGUAUCGAAUAAAGUCUUAAAUAAACCGAGUGUUUAUUAUCAUUUCGCAGC
Drosophila ficusphila is the source of this 1841-nucleotide messenger RNA. RefSeq names its product protein spartin. The record is from RefSeq and is a predicted model, not a curated record. Gene Ontology annotation, cellular component: plasma membrane. NCBI's taxonomy places the organism in Eukaryota, Metazoa, Arthropoda, Insecta, Diptera, Drosophilidae. Gene Ontology annotation, biological process: cell division; negative regulation of BMP signaling pathway.